GGGAGAGCAACGCAAAGAAAGCAACACCAAACAACUCCAUCCACCCCGACACCACCCACCCUUCCACGACGCAAACGUCCCCUCCGACCCAUCCCCAAUCACACAUUGCCAUCAGCAUCCAUUCGACACAAGACAUUGACGGUUCGCGACACCCAUUCACAGCACAGCGCAGCGCAACGCAACCAUGGCGGCAGCCGUCCCCAUCAGCGAAGUCAAGGGCAACACGCGCGAGAACCGGACCGCCGCGCACUCCCACAUCAAGGGACUCGGCGUCGACAAUGAGGGUCGCGCAAAGCCCGCGGAUAAGGGCUUCGUCGGCCAGGUCGCAGCUCGAGAGGCCUGCAGCUUAGUGGUAUCGCUCGUGCAAGCGAAGAAGAUGUCCGGCCGGGCCGUCCUGCUCGCGGGCGGGCCUGGGACCGGAAAGACGGCGCUCGCGCUCGCGGUGAGCCAGGAGCUGGGAUCGAAGGUGCCGUUCUGCCCGAUCGUCGGCAGCGAGAUAUACUCUGCGGAGGUGAAGAAGACGGAGGCGCUGAUGGAGAACUUCCGGCGGGCGAUCGGGCUGCGCGUCAAGGAGACCAAGGAGGUGUACGAGGGCGAGGUCAUGGAGCUGACGCCCGAGGAGGCGGAGAACCCGCUCGGCGGCUACGGCCGCACCAUCUCCCACCUGCUCAUCACGCUCAAGUCGGCAAAGGGCACCAAGAAGCUCAGGCUCGACCCUUCGAUAUACGAGGCCAUCCAGAAGGAGAGGGUCCGUCUAGGCGAUGUCAUCUACAUCGAGGCCAACACGGGCGCCGUCAAGCGCGUGGGAAGGUCCGACGCGUACGCCACAGAGUUCGAUCUCGAGGCCGAGGAGUACGUUCCCAUUCCGAAGGGUGAUGUGCACAAGAAGAAGGAGAUCGUGCAGGACGUCACGUUGCAUGACUUGGACGUUGCGAAUGCCAGGCCUCAAGGCGGCCAGGACAUCAUGAGCAUGAUGGGCCAGCUGAUGAAGCCUAAGAAGACGGAGAUCACGGAGAAGUUGAGGCUGGAGAUCAACAAGGUGGUCAACAAGUACAUCGACCAGGGCGUUGCAGAUCUCGUGCCUGGUGUUUUGUUCAUCGACGAGGUCCACAUGCUCGACCUUGAAGCGUUCACCUUCCUCAACCGUGCCUUGGAGUCUCCUCUCUCCCCGCUCGUCAUCCUGGCCUCGAAUCGCGGCCUCACCCACAUCCGUGGAGGCGAGAACCUUCCACCGUCGGCGCACGGCAUCCCCUCGGAUCUCCUCGCCCGUCUGCUCAUCAUCCCCACGCACCCCUACACUCCCCAGGAGAUCAACUCCAUCAUCAGCACCCGCGUUAAGACCGAGGGUCUCGCUGUGUCGCCGGAGGCAAUCGACAAGGUCAGCCAGCUGGGCGAGAAGGUCAGUCUCCGCUACGCACUGCAGCUGCUCGCGCCGGCCAGCGUGCUCGCCAAGGUCAACGGCAGGGAGAACGGCCAGGUCCAGAUCGACGACGUCAACGAGUGCGAGGGACUGUUCCUGGACGCCAGGAGGAGCGCGCAGAACCUGGCUACCACCAAGGGAUUCAUCGCAUAGAUUCAGAAAAGUGGGAUGGAGGAAACGUUCGAGAGUGUCUGUCUGUUCUGUACGAUAAAAACAGGCGUUUUUAUUUUCCAACUGAUGAAAUGCAAAGGGUUGGGGGCGUGUAGAACGUGUGUGUUUUUGUCUUUUCCUUAAUUUAUCUGGAGGAGUGACGUCCUCUGCUAUGGUGGUAUGGGUAUGGUAGAAAAUAAUGCGACAUCUUGAAGUAUUC
Molecule: messenger RNA, 1790 nt
Organism: Aaosphaeria arxii CBS 175.79
Lineage: Eukaryota; Fungi; Ascomycota; Dothideomycetes; Pleosporales
Product: TIP49-domain-containing protein
Exons: 3
Coding region: 185-1573 (462 amino acids)
Biological process (GO): regulation of transcription by RNA polymerase II; box C/D snoRNP assembly; chromatin remodeling
Cellular component (GO): Ino80 complex; R2TP complex; Swr1 complex
Molecular function (GO): DNA helicase activity; ATP binding; ATP hydrolysis activity
Source: RefSeq, a predicted model, not a curated record